Molecule: messenger RNA, 1023 nt
Organism: Benincasa hispida (wax gourd)
Lineage: Eukaryota; Viridiplantae; Streptophyta; Magnoliopsida; Cucurbitales; Cucurbitaceae
Source: RefSeq, a predicted model, not a curated record
AUGUCCUUAACCUGCUCCUUCGCCGCCGCCGACGGCCUUCCCGGUAAAUCCUUCAGCUCUGGUUCUGUUGUCUGGCUCACCGGCCCUGACGAUCUCGAGCUUUACGACUGCCAUAGAGUCAAAGAAGCCAAAUCUCACGGCAUUCAAACCCUCCUCUGCGUUCCAACUUCUUACGGUGUCCUGGAACUCGCUUCCCAACAAAUCAUCCCCGAGGAUUGGACCUUAAUCCAACAGAUAAAAUCGCUUUUCGACUCGGAUCUAUCUAAUUUCACGAAUACCAGUAGUAGGCCACUUCCGUUUUUGGAUCAGGACUUUAAUUUUGAGGAUAUUGGGUUUAUAAGCGAAGUCCCGGAGGAAGAAAUCGAAACCCCAUCAAGGAAAAAAUCGAAAACAGGGGAGUGGCCGGAGCUGUCGGAUUCCGAUAGCCCUGUUGCGAAAACAGAGGCCAAAAAAACCGGGCAAAAACGAGGACGGAAGCCAAAUAUCAGCAAAGAAAAUGCAAUGAACCAUGUGGAAGCAGAACGGCAAAGAAGAGAGAAAUUAAACAACAGAUUCUACGCAUUACGAUCGGUAGUUCCAAAUGUUUCAAGAAUGGACAAAGCGUCGUUGCUUUCCGAUGCGGUUUCGUAUAUAAACGCACUGAAAGCGAAAGUGGAGGAGAUGGAAGUUCAAUUGAGGGAUUCGAAGAAAUCCGACGGUAGCAGCGGAGAAGGCAUGGAUAACCAGAGCACCACCACAUCGGAGGAGCAGACAAAGGCUAACAAUGCCAUAGCCGCCGCCAUACGGUUCGAUGUGGAGGUGAAAAUCAUAGGUUCCGAUGCAAUGAUCAGAGUUCAAUCACAGAACUUGAAUUUCCCAUCCUCCAUUGUAAUGGGUGCAUUUCGAGAUCUGGAGUUCCACAUUCAUCAUGCUAGUAUAACAAAUGUGAAUGAUUUUAUGCUUCAAGAUGUUUUGAUUAGGCUUCCUCAUGGUUUCUCCACCAAUGAAGCUCUGAAAGCCGCUGUUUUGUCAAGAUUACAGUAA